AUGGCCUACGCUACCGCAACCUCGCCUCCGGCCAUGGAUGCCGACGCUCAAACCACCUUAAAGCUCACGACAUCUCUUCCUCGAUCCACCUCCCUACAUCAUGUCGUUGCCUCUCUACCCCCUUCAGCUCCGACUCCUUCCUCGGCACCUUCCUUCACCUCUUCACCUACCUCAACCCCCGUCUCGGUUUACCCAGGUCCGGGUACACCGAAUGCCUUCACGCCCGCCGGUACUCCUCUCCAACCUCCCAGUGAGGGCCCGCGUGGUCGAAUUUAUCCUCUUCCUCUUCCCGCCCCGCUCGAACUUGGCGAAUCUAUGAUGGCAGUUCCCGAGAUUAUCAACCCCAACGGCAAUGGGGUCAAUGAUCCCUCCACCUCUAGCUCCAAGGCCCCAGGCUUGAUGCGAAGAAUCUCCCGAGGCGCCGCCAGCAAACUGACAAGGAGAAGGCAAUCGGCCUCGCAAAAUGACAAACGAGACCGCAGUUCCGGUCCCGUGAUCUUGCGCCGCAGGAGUGACAGCAAGAACAACACACAACCCGCCCGAGACACCGCCCUAGAGUCUAGCAAUGAGGAUGACUCCAUCGAAGCCUUGGACGGACUGGGUGCCUGGGCUGGCUCAGAGCCCUCGAGUCUUCGAAGUGAAAGCCGCAUGAUGUCGGCCCGCGAAUUGGUCGCCACUGCCGGUGGUGCUGUCGCUCCCAAGGUGGACUCUGCCGUGCAGCGUGGAACCGUUUUGACCAAAGUUACGAAGAAGCACCGCAAACAGGUUCGGUUUUUCUUGGACCUGGAUGCAGCCAAGGUCUUUUGGGACGUGUCAAACCCGGCCAAGCGCUUUUACAUCGACGAUAUCAAGGAGAUCCGCGUUGGCGCAGACGCUCGGAACUACCGCGAAGAGCACCAGAUUCCCGAGGACACUGAAGGUCGAUGGUUUACCAUUGUGAUUGCCGACUGCGAACGUUUCAAGGGUCGCGCUUUCAAGACGUUACACCUGAUUGCUCCUAAUGACCAUAUUCUCGAGCUGUGGACCACGACUCUGGAACAUAUCUCUCGAUACCGGAUUGGCCUAAUGGCUGGUCUAGCUGCUUCGGGCCAGAGCGACGCUGUCCUCCAAGCUCAUUGGCAGCGCGAGAUGUCAAGAUUGUUCCCCCAGGGCCUUCGUCCUGGCGAGGAACAAAGCCUGGACUUCACGGCCGUCGAGAGUGUGUGCCGCAGCCUGCACAUCAACUGCUCCAAGAACAUGCUUCGAGCUCAAUUCUCCAAGGCCGACGCUGGUCAUAACGGCCGGUUGGAUUUCUCUGAAUUCAAGGACUUCCUGAAGCGUCUGAAGGAGCGAAAGGAUGUGAAGGAAAUUUACAAAACUCGUGCGGAGGAUCACAAGACUGGUCUGACCCAGGAAGAAUUUUUGGACUUCUUGCGCGAUGUUCAGAAGGAGGACGUUGAAGCUGAUCGCGCACACUGGGUCGCUCUAUUCGAAAAAUUCGUCAAGAAAUCGAGACCCCGUCUGUCUAACGCUUCUGACACGUCCGACACCAGUGCUCUCCCGCCCACUCGCAUGAAUCUUGACACAUUCUCGGCUUAUCUCGCUUCCCCGAACAAUGGGAUUUACGCGUCCAAGGCUCCCCAGUCGCGAUUCGAUCGCCCGCUGAACGAGUACUUCAUUUCUAGCUCUCACAACACUUACCUACUGGGCCGCCAAGUCGCUGGAGCCUCGAGUACCGAGGCUUAUAUUAGCGCGCUUCAGCAGGGAUGUCGUUGCGUGGAGAUCGACUGCUGGGAUGGUGCUGACGGGCGUCCAAUCGUGUCUCACGGACGGACUAUGACCACUAGCGUGCUCUUUGCGGAUUGCAUUACGGUCAUCAAUCGCUACGCCUUUAUCUCCUGCGACUUCCCCCUCAUCCUUUCACUCGAGGUGCACUGCAAUCCUGAGCAGCAGUUGGCUAUGGUCAAGAUUAUGAAAGAUACUUUCAAGGAGCAGCUGAUCCUGGAACCGUUGAUGACCAACUGUUUCAUUCUGCCCUCGCCCGAGGAACUCAAGGGCCGCAUCCUGGUCAAGGUCAAGACGUGUGACGAAACUCAGCUCGAUCCUCGCCAGGACACGGUCAGCUCCAUCGGUACCCAUGGUCGCAAGCGCAGUGCCAGUUCGCCAUUUGUUCGCCCAACUCCUCCCCCCCGACAUGACUCUCUCCAGCGCUACAAUGCCCCUUCCUUCGCUGUCAAGCCCACCCUCGAUUAA
Penicillium daleae is the source of this 2232-nucleotide messenger RNA. Its product is annotated as putative 1-phosphatidylinositol-4,5-bisphosphate phosphodiesterase Plc1. The transcript has a single exon. Lineage: Eukaryota; Fungi; Ascomycota; Eurotiomycetes; Eurotiales; Aspergillaceae. Bases 1 to 2232 code for a protein of 743 amino acids. The record is from RefSeq and is a predicted model, not a curated record. Gene Ontology annotation, molecular function: phosphatidylinositol-4,5-bisphosphate phospholipase C activity; calcium ion binding. Gene Ontology annotation, biological process: lipid metabolic process; phosphatidylinositol-mediated signaling.